This is a messenger RNA of Plasmodium coatneyi, 351 nucleotides long. RefSeq lists its product as uncharacterized. The transcript has a single exon. NCBI's taxonomy places the organism in Eukaryota, Apicomplexa, Aconoidasida, Haemosporida, Plasmodiidae. The record is from RefSeq and is a predicted model, not a curated record. Bases 1 to 351 code for a protein of 116 amino acids.
AUGCUUUUAAAGGCGAACAAAACGCUGCAUGACUUCCCGUUCCACCCCUACUGGUUCGGGCGAAAGCCCAGCAUGAAGAAUGUCAUUGACAGCGACUUCACCUUUAGCUGCCUCGAGGAAUUCUACCUCUUCCGAUUCGCAAACAUUACCACCUUUAAUUUACUAAACCUAAACCACUCCAGCGAUAAUUAUGCUAACGUAUGGUUCGACAACCUGGACAACUUAAUUAAGUGCUUUCAAAUAAAAUGGUCUUCAAACAAGUCCAAGAUUCAUUUGUACGAAAAGUACCUGCAUGCCAAGUACCCAGUGAACGACACGUUCGAUUAUAGGAACCCGCGGCGCUUCUACUGA